Molecule: messenger RNA, 960 nt
Organism: Lithohypha guttulata
Lineage: Eukaryota; Fungi; Ascomycota; Eurotiomycetes; Chaetothyriales; Trichomeriaceae
Gene: GVP36
Product: BAR domain-containing protein
Exons: 5
Coding region: 1-960 (319 amino acids)
Source: RefSeq, a predicted model, not a curated record
AUGGACAAAUUCGCUGCGCUCGGUAAGAACGUGAGUUCCGCCUGGAAUUCGACGGUCACACCAUUUGCGCAACGAUCGAUUCACUCCGUUAAGGAACAACUUGGACAGACUGGAGAAAAGACACAACUUCCUCCGGAGUAUGUCGAAUUGGAAAAGAGGGUGGACGCACUGAAAGAAGUACAUCAGAAGCUAUUGGCUGUCACGAGUCAAUACUCAAAUGAGGCCUACGACUACCCGCCCAAUAUUCGAGAGUCCUUCACCGAUCUAGGAAGAAGUAUUACCGACAAAGUAUCACUACUAUCGAAAGCAUCAAGUCCAGCAGAAGCUCAAGCAGCAUUCACAGCGCCUCCUUCGGCCAAACCACAACCCAAGACAUUCAACCAUGCUAUUGCUAGAGCUUCACUAGCGAGCUCGCAACUUCUUCAACACUCCUCACCUGUUGGUCAGUCGCCAGAGGAUCCUCUUGCAAGUGCAUUAGAGAAAUAUGCUCUAGCAGAAGAGAAAGUUGGAGAAGCCAGGCUAGCGCAAGACCACCAGAUUCAGUCACGCUUCUUGACAGGAUGGAAGACCACAAUGAACACAAACAUUGAUUUUGCUACAAAGGCACGUCGCUCUGUUGAGAACAGCCGUCUCACUCUGGACGCUACCAAAGCUACGAAGAGGAGUCAGCUUCAGGCUAAAGGACUCAACCCUGAUGACGAGAGUGCCUUAAGCGAAGAAGCACGUGCAGAGAUUGAGGCUAAGGAGGAUGAAUUCGUUUCACAAGUUGAAGAAGCACAAGGCGUCAUGAAAAAUGUCCUGGAUACUCCUGAACCCCUACGCAACUUGGCUGACUUAAUCGCUGCCCAACUCGAAUAUCACAAGAAGUCCUACGAGAUCCUAUCGGAGCUUGCCCCAUACAUUGAUCAGUUGCAGGUCGACCAGGAGGCUCAAUACCGGCAGAGUCGUGAAGGUGCUUGA